AUGUCAACGACUUCUGAGGAGGAAGCUGGAGUUUCCGAGGUCCAGUCGCCCCCUCCCAGGCCAAGAGAUCCUCCUAAGAUCCCACCUCCACCCAGCGAGGAUCCACCGCCAUACACGUAAGUUUAGUUUUUUUUUCAAAUGUAGAUUUUUGCAUAAGCUUUAGUCAUGGAUAAUAUAAAAAUUACUUUCUUAAUGUCGAAAAUAGACACUUUUCUACGAAGUGCAAAACGGUUUAAAACUCUAUUCCUUGCAUCUUAUAUAAUAACAUGAUCCCAUAUUAGAAAAAUUUUUUUUGGAUCUCAUCACAUUUUUGUCCAAAAAAAGUCAAAAUUUUGCAAUUCUAUGGCAUUACAAGUUCUGACCGUUGCUCCAAAAAAUAAAAUACGCUAACUGACUUUAGAUCCCAUCACAUCCAGACCUCAGCCCUCCUUAAUGACGCCCCAAAUCAGCCACAGCCAGAUCGGCGCUCAAAUAAUCGAAUUCGCCCUCCAGGUAAAAUUAAGCGCAAAAUUUUUUAAAUUUUCUGCUUAGGUAUCCAUAGAUUCACACAGUAUUUGAAUAAAAGAAAUCUGAUCAUCACUUUGAUCGCUCUUGCCAUCGUAUUAAUCGCUGGUCUUGUGCUGUUCAUAAUGAGUGAAUCUGCUGAAGGCUAUGAGCAUGAGACCGAGUCCAUUGAAGGAGCUCUGCCGUUAACUGUGAAAUGGAAAUUACUCGGGGAGUUUAAAGAACAUGGGUAAGUUUAGAGAGCAUUUGGGUCAAACAAUUAUAUUACACUUGACAUUAAUGAUGACUUUGAUGUCUAAAGUAAUAUAAAUUUUCUUUCUUUCAAAUCUUAAAAUACGUCUUCUAAGCCUCGUUGGCUAUUCAUAAGGCCGAAUAAAUUUUCUUAGUCCAAUAAUGCAGUAAUUAAUUAACUUUGAUGGCCAAAGAAUAUGGGCUUUAAGAAAGCAGUGCAUUUUGCGUUGUAAAAUACGUCUCCCGUUGCUUUACAUGAUUGUGCAGCCAUGUUAUCAUCUUUUCAAUAGCCUCUUUCCAAAAAAUAAUAAUAUUACCUAAACUUGUCUUUAGAAAGUAAUAUGCGUCGCUUUCAGGCAGAAACUCUCCUUUGACGAAAAUACGGACUCUUUGAUCUUGUCCAUGUACCAUCCUCAAGACCAUGAACUUUCCUCGGAAACCCUGAGCAUUCAGAAUUACAUGGAUGGCUAUACGUGAGCUGCCCACUUUCUUUCUCACUGUGUUAGUCUUUAGAUACCUCAGCAGUAAUAUUACGGAUGUCUACCAAGAUUGUCAGCGGUUUACUCCAGAUGUUUUCUGUUGCUCCACCUCCAAACAUGGUCAUGUCCAUCGGACUGAUUGUUGGAAUGGGGAGAGAGGUAAGAAGUGCUGCAAAAACCUACCUUUUGUUACACGUAUUUUACAAUAAACCCCUUCCAGAAAGGACAAUUCACACUUCCGCAUCUCAUUAUGACUUUAGUUCCAACUGGCAGAGCCUUUAUGACGACCAUAAAUUGGUGCUAAUCUUUAUAAAUCAAAGACAUGCUUGGCUCGAUUUGAAUGAUGGACGGUGAGGAGAACGAGUUGAAGAGUAACAGCGUCGAUAAUUUUUCAGAAUCUACAAGAUCGAGGAAAAUCGAUUGCCAAGAGAUUUCGCGUCGGCCGGCUUCUUUUUCCCCAUGGAUAAUGUCCAGGAAAUGAAUGAAUUGGGUAGGUAAACAGGAAGGAGUCAUGCUGGGAUUGGGUAGUUUUGCUUUGAAUUUUUUUGCAAGCCACAUAUCAAUUUUCAAAAAAUUUUUUGGUGCUGUGCAGGACUUGCCAAAAUACCCACGGAAGUUUUCAAAGAAGAUGCUCUGAAAAAUGACUUCGGUGUUGGCACUUUUCUGUGCUCUUUUUUAUCCAAAAAUACUAAAGUCAGUUUUGCUGACUUAAUUUUUUGAUAAUUCUGCAAGCUAAAAGUUUGUUUGAAAAUUAGGUUCUACUAGAAAGCGUCUUCAAAGCACGUUGACUCUAUUCUAUGCUGUUUCAGUUCGAAGUGGCCAAGAGUUCCGGAUGUGUGAAUAUCUCCGAUCGCCCACUGGAGAUUACUCAUUGAGAUCCACAGAUUGCAAAAAGACCAGGUAAGUUUUAAUCUAUUAUGCAAUACUUAUCCCAUAACUCAUCAUCAAGCUCAAUAUACAGGGUGUACCAAAUUCGGUGCCCGAUUUGAAUUGGCUAUAACUUCUUUAAUUUUGGGCCAAAUUUUAAAAUUCUUUUUUUCCCUGAAUCCUCAGACAACCCCAUUUUGUCUGAUACCAAAUAUGUUAUACAUAGGUAAGUGUCAUCUACAGUUAUUGCAUUUAUUCUUGAAAUUCAUUUUUUUGGUCGUUUUUCGGUUGUUUUUUCGGCCUUUCCCGGUGUGUCCGAAAAUGGAGUACGGUGCGGAAGAAAAAUACGGUGGAAUUUCCCCUCCUGAAAAUCGACGAUGAGAAUAAGCACAAAAAGUGAAUAUCAACCCCCAGAGUUCGUCGAAUGGUCCUUGGUGAAGGCAUUCCCUCGGUUCUGGCCAAACUUCGUGUACUCAUAUGCGGAUUUUCUCGGAAUUUUGACAAAACUUCUUCCAUUUUCAGCUACGUUCGUACCCAUCUUUCCUGCUUUUUUUGUUUCCUGCUAACACUGCCAGUCUCAAGGAACUUAUUCCACCAACGCCGAAAUGUCUUGCGAUCUGGGUUGGGCCUUACGUCCGUAUUUCAUCCUGUAUUCCCUUUGAACAUUUAUCGGCGAACCGUACUUGCCAUACCAAACCACAGACCAAGCUUUUUCUUCCACACCGUACUCCAUUUUCGGACACACCGGGAAAGGCCGAAAAAACAACCGAAAAACGACCAAAAAAAUGAAUUUCAAGAAUAAAUGCAAUAACUGUAGAUGACACUUACCUAUGUAUAACAUAUUUGGUAUCAGACAAAAUGGGGUUGUCUGAGGAUUCAGGGAAAAAAAGAAUUUUAAAAUUUGGCCCAAAAUUAAAGAAGUUAUAGCCAAUUCAAAUCGGGCCACGAAUUUGGUACACCCUGUAAUAUCUUUGUAGAUUCACAGUCGACUUUGACCUCCGUAAAGUGAAGUUCUGCUCGAAUCCCAUCUACACAGCUGUUGUCCAAUAUGGCCAUAUGGGAGAAGAGAGAGAUCUGACUUGGCGAUUGCGUCUUAAUUUUGACAACAACAAAGAUGUCUAUGGAACUCAAGAAGUGCUCGAAAGUGCGUACGAACAGCUGGUUUUGGAUUGUAACGAUGAUACGAUCGAGGUCUAUGUUGUGGGGAAAUACGAAAUCAAUCAGUACACAAUCACUCUGCCAGACCCGAGUUUCAGCGAUUCGAGGCUUCAGACGAGGUUAAGAUGA
Messenger RNA from Bursaphelenchus xylophilus (pine wood nematode), 3368 nucleotides. The record is from the annotation of a GenBank genome assembly. NCBI's taxonomy places the organism in Eukaryota, Metazoa, Nematoda, Chromadorea, Rhabditida, Aphelenchoididae.